Messenger RNA from Lathyrus oleraceus (garden pea), 1503 nucleotides. RefSeq lists its product as uncharacterized. Lineage: Eukaryota; Viridiplantae; Streptophyta; Magnoliopsida; Fabales; Fabaceae. Bases 1 to 1503 code for a protein of 500 amino acids. The transcript is spliced from 4 exons. The record is from RefSeq and is a predicted model, not a curated record.
AUGUCACAACAUCAAGAUACAUUUGCUUCUAAAAAUACUAAGUUCACUCCAAAAUUUAGUGUUCCUCCCAUGGGCGUCCCUAAUGAUGAGAUUCUAGAUGUUGCUCCUCUCUCUGUUAUUCCCUCCGUAAACAUUGAUUUGAACCAACCCAUCUCCAUUGAUGCCUCCGCUUCUGCAUAUUCUAAUCAAGGUAAUCCCUCUAGUAUUUCGGGGGUUUCUACUCCCCUUGCUCAAAUGUAUCCCCCUCCUGAGGUUAAACAACCUAGUGGUAAGGGUGAUGAUUCCUCCAGUUCUGAAAAGGCAGUGGCUGCUGAAGGGUUGUGCUCUCUAGGGAAAACCGUGACUGACAAAGGGAAAUAUGUGGCCUCUAACACGGCUAAUGCUUCCCACUCUGAGAAGCAUGAUAAUAAAAAUGUUGUGAUUGAUCUAGAGGAUGGUAGCUCUGAUGAUCAAGAGGAAAGCUUGAUUCAUCACAUAAAGCCAAGUGUGGCUAAACGCAUGAAGACUCGCAAAGGAAAAUGUGUGGCUGAACUUAUGUCAGCUAGAAAAGCUAAGAAGACUGUUGUCAUUGGUCCCUCCAAACUAUGGAGCAACGUUGAAAUAAAGAAGAGGAAGGUCAGAGAUGAUUCUGAGCCUAAAGAGGAUGUUGAGGAAGAUGUCCCUGACAUCUCGCAUGCGAAGAAAACUACUAUUAGGAAGUCUCCUAUUAAAGUACAUGUUAUUCAUUUGGAUAACAUCUCCUUCCAUCUUGAGGAUGGAGCUGCUAAGUGGAAAUUUGUGAUUCAGAGAAAGGUAGCUGUGGAAAGGGAAUUUGGAAAAGAUGUUGUUGAUGUCAAGGACGUCAUGGACCUGAUACAAGUUGUUGAGCUUUUGAAGACUGUUGUUGGGUUCUCUCAAUGCUACGAAGGUUUAGUCAAGGAAUUUAUUGUUAAUAUUCUUGAGGAUAUUUCUGAUAAGAAAAGCAAAGAGUUCUGCAAGGUGUAUGUGAGAGGCAGAAAUAAUGAGGGUGCAGGAGAAUUAGAGGUUACAGACAAUCAGCAUCUUCCUGCUGGGAAGUUGACUAUCAAGUAUCAUAUCCUGCAUAAAAUAGGAGUUGCUAACGGGGUCGCUACCAACCAUAUCUCCACCAUUGCUAAUACUCUUGGGAGGUUUAUUUUUGCUGUUGGGACAAAAGUGAAAUUUGACUAUGGUAGAUAUAUGUUUGAUCAAAUCAUCAAGCAUAUAACUACUAACGCAGUUAAGCUGCCAAUUGCUUUUCCCUCUAUGAUCUGUGGAAUUAUCUUGAAUCAACAUCCUGGUAUUCUGUGCUCAAAUGAUUUACCUAGUAGGAGAAAACCAGCUCUGUCUGUGCACUACAAACUCUUUGAAGGGAGUCAUAUCGAGGACAUUGUCAUGACAUCUUCCAUGAGGAGGCCAGUGUCAAAAGUUGGAGCAAUUGUUGAGCUUAAGGAGACAUGCAAAGAGCUAGGUGAAGGGAUUAGGGUAGCCACAACUAGAAAAUAA